CGAGGCAGGCCAGGGUACUGCGGUGCACUCUGGGAAAGCCGCUUGGCCCUGGGCUUUGUUUCCCGCCCCGCAGCAGUGUUUGGUUUUCCGGCUUGCGGGCUCUUGUCGGAGGUGCCUCUGCUUCCCAUCUCGGGUUUCGGCUUGCGCGGGUGUCCUCCCGACGCCUGCCUCCGACGCCGCCAGCAUGUCUGGAGUGCGCGCUGUGCGCAUCAGCAUCGAGUCGGCCUGCGAGAAGCAGGUCCAGGAGGUGGGCCUGGAUGGCACUGAGACGUACUUGCAGCCGCUGUCCAUGUCGCAGAACCUGGCGCGCCUGGCCCAGCGGAUCGACUUCAGCCAGGGUUCGGGCUCCGAGGAGGAGGAGGCGGCGGGGGCCGAGGGCGACGCGCAGGACUGGGCUGGCGCCGGGUCCAGCGCGGACCAGGACGAUGAGGAAGGGUUGGUAAAAUUUCAGCCUUCUCUUUGGCCUUGGGACUCCGUGAGGAACAACUUGAGAAGUGCCCUAACAGAGAUGUGUGUUCUCUACGAUGUCCUCAGUAUUGUUAGGGAUAAAAAAUUUAUGACUCUUGAUCCAGUCUCUCAGGACGCACUUCCUCCAAAACAGAAUCCACAGACACUGCAGUUGAUAUCGAAAAAGAAGUCGCUCGCUGGAGCAGCCCAGAUCCUAUUGAAGGGGGCAGAAAGACUGACCAAAUCAGUUACUGAAAACCAAGAAAAUAAGCUGCAAAGAGACUUCAACUCUGAGCUUUUGAGAUUACGGCAACACUGGAAACUCAGAAAAGUUGGGGAUAAGAUUCUGGGAGAUCUGAGCUACAGAAGUGCAGGAUCUCUCUUUCCCCAUCACGGUACAUUUGAAGUAAUAAAGAAUACAGAUAUUGAUCUGGAUAAAAAGAUACCUGAAGAUUACUGUCCUCUUGAUGUUCAGAUUCCUAGUGAUUUAGAAGGGUCUGCCUAUAUCAAGGUUUCAAUUCAGAAACAAGCUCCAGACAUAGGUGAUCUGGGCACAGUCAACCUCUUUAAACGACCUUUGCCCAAAUCCAAACCAGGUUCCCCACACUGGCAGACGAAAUUAGAAGCAGCACAAAACGUUCUCUUGUGUAAAGAAAUUUUUGCACAGCUCUCUCGGGAAGCUGUUCAAAUUAAGUCACAGAUCCCUCACAUUGUGGUGAAAAACCAGAUUAUCUCUCAGCCCUUUCCAAGCUUGCAGUUACUGAUUUCUUUGUGCCAUUCCUCAAAUGAUAAGAAAUCCCAAAAGUCCGCUACUGAGAAGCCAAGUCCGGAAGACCAUCUUUAUGUCUUAGAGCAUAAUUUGCAUCUACUAAUUAGAGAGUUUCAUAAACAGACCUUGAGUUCCAUCGUGAUGCCUCAUCCAGCAAGUGCCCCUUUUGGUCACAAGAGAAUGAGACUUUCAGGUCCUCAGGCUUUUGAUAAAAAUGAAAUUAAUUCAUUACAGUCCAGUGAAGGGCUUCUAGAAAAAAUCAUUAAACAAGCAAAGCAUAUUUUCCUGAGGAGCAGAACUGCUGCGACCAUUGACAGCUUAGCAAGUCGCAUUGAGGACCCUCAGAUACAGGCUCACUGGUCAAAUAUUAAUGAUGUCUAUGAGUCUAGCGUGAAGGUUUUAAUCACAUCACAAGGCUAUGAACAGAUAUGCAAGUCCAUCCAGCUGCAGUUGAAUAUCGGAGUUGAGCAGAUCCGAGUUGUGCACAGAGAUGGGAGGGUGAUUACACUGUCUCAUCAGGAGCAGGAGCUCCAGGAUUUCCUUCUGUCCCAGAUGUCACAGCAUCAGGUGCAUGCAGUUCAGCAGCUCGCCAAGGUCAUGGGCUGGCAGGUGCUCAGCUUCAGCAAUCAUGUGGGGCUUGGGCCCAUAGAGAGCAUUGGCAAUGCCUCUGCCAUCACCGUGGCCUCCCCGAGUGGGGACUAUGCUAUUUCAGUUCGUAACGGCCCUGAAAGUGGAAGCAAGAUCAUGGUUCAGUUUCCCCGUAACCAGUGUAAAGAUCUUCCAAAAAGUGACGUUUUACAAGAUAGCAAAUGGAAUCAUCUUCGUGGACCGUUCAGAGAAGUUCAGUGGAAUAAAAUGGAAGGUCGAAACUUUGUUUAUAAAAUGGAGCUGCUUAUGUCUGCACUUAGCCCUUGCCUGCUAUGAUUUUUGUUUCCAGAACCGUUUCUAGUUUAUUUUUUUCCAGAGAAGUUUCCAGAAACUGACUUGAGAGAGAUGAACUCUAAGCACAAGGAAGAGAAAUUUUCCAAAAGAGCAUUUUUAAAAAAAAACAACAAAUGUUUACCUAGCAUUUUGAAACAUUUCACUUUAUAAGUGACAGUGCUUUGAAAUGCAGACACUUAUGUACAGUGAUAGGAUAUAUAGUAGGGGAGAUGCAGAACAACUUUUUUUAUGCAGUUAACUUGAAAGGUUACUAAUUUAUGGGUUUGAAUUCAACUUUUCAAUAUCGCUUUGAUGUUGGCAUCAAAUAAAGCAUAUGGUUAAAAAUUCCA
Molecule: messenger RNA, 2487 nt
Organism: Lutra lutra (Eurasian river otter)
Lineage: Eukaryota; Metazoa; Chordata; Mammalia; Carnivora; Mustelidae
Gene: MED17
Product: mediator complex subunit 17
Exons: 12
Coding region: 185-2140 (651 amino acids)
Biological process (GO): regulation of transcription by RNA polymerase II
Cellular component (GO): mediator complex; core mediator complex
Molecular function (GO): transcription coregulator activity
Source: RefSeq, a predicted model, not a curated record